AUUAAUUAAAUUUUUUAAAAUUAUUGUCGUUGUACUAUUUCUAUUGAACAAAUGAAAUGAUAGCCACGUAAAGAAAAACUAAGUUGUACUAUUUCUAUUGAACAAAUGAAAUGAUAGCCACGUAAAGAAAAACUAAGAUAAGCAAUAGUUUACCACAAUACUACUUUUCUUGUAAACCUUUUCUUAGUCUUCUCAAGCAAGAAACUUUAUGGCAACUAUUGUUGCAGAAGCAUUCCUAUCAGCUUUUGUGGAGGUGUUGUUAGAAAAGACCAUUUCACAUGAGUUCAUGAACUUCUUUAGAUGCAAAAAGCUUGAUGUUUUACUUCUUGAAAAGCUAAAAACAACACUGUUGAGUCUUCAAGCAAUACUAAAUGAUGCUGAAGAGAAACAGAUCACAAACCAUGCUGUCAAAAAUUGGCUAGAUAACUUGAAAGAUGUUGUUGUCUUUGAAGCUGAUGAUUUGUUAGACAAAAUCAACACAGAAGCAUUAAGAUGCAAAAUAAAAGCUGAGUAUCAAGGCCAACAAACAGUAAAAUCUAAGGUGAAGAAUAUAUUUUCUUCUGGUUUAAAAAAAUCUUAUUAUGGAUUGAUAAAUUCUGAAAUGCAAACAUUAUUUGAAAGAUUGGAACACUUUGCACAAAAGGGUCACAUACUAGGAUUGAAAGAAGAUGUUUCAUGUAGAUUUUGGCAUGGAACUCCUACAGGUUCUGUUGUAGAUGAAUCAACUAUUUAUGGAAGAGAUGGUGACAGAAAAAAACUUAAAGAAUUUUUGUUGUUAGAAAAUGAUGGUGAUGGUUGCAAAGAAAUAGGAGUAAUUUCUAUUGUAGGCAUGGGAGGGAUUGGUAAAACAACCCUUGCUAAACUCCUUUACAAUGAUAUUGAAGUAAAAGAGAAGUAUUUGAAAGGAUGGGCAUAUAUCUCAAAAGAUUUUGAUAUUGUUCAGGUCACUAAAACUCUUGUUGAAUCUGUUACUUCAAGAACUAUUGAUACCAAUAACUUGAAGACUCCACAUGCUGAAUUUGUCACCUUAAAAAGAACUGAUACUAGUGACUUGAAUACUCUACAAGUGCAAUUGCAGCAAAGUUUAAGCCAUAAGAAAUUUUUGCUUGUAUUGGAUGAUAUAUGGGAUCGACGCUAUAUCGAUUGGAACAAUCUAAAGGACAUCUUUAAGGCUGGAAAAAUGGGAAUCAUCAUCACAACUCGAGACGAGAGAGUUGCGCUAGCUAUGCAAACCUUUCUUCCAAUCCACUAUUUGACACCUCUAGAAAGUGAUGAGUGUUGGUCUUUACUUGCCAAACAUGCAUUUGGAGGAUGUAAUUUCCGGCAACGGGCCAACCUAGAAGUGAUUGGCAAAGAAAUUGCUAAGAAAUGUGAUGGCUUACCAUUAGCUGCAAUAGCACUUGGUGGUCUUCUUCGCACUAAAUCAUCAGAGGAUGAUCGGAAUAAUGUAUUAAAAAGUAACAUUUGGAGUUUGGAAAAUAUUGAGGUGCAACCAGCUUUGUUAUUGAGCUAUCAUUAUCUCCCGGCUCCAUUAAAACGAUGCUUUGCAUAUUGUUCAAUUUUUCCAAAGAGCUCCAAGUUUGAAAAAAAGAUGGUAGUCAAGUUAUGGAUUGCAGAAGGCUUAGUACAUCAGUCCAAAAGUAAGAAAAAUUGGGAAAAAGUAGGAGAGGAAUACUUUGAUGAACUAGUGUCAAGGUCACUAAUACGUCAACGACGAAUUGAUGAUACGGAAGCAAGCUUUGAAAUGCAUGACCUCAUUAAUGAUUUAGCUACAAUGGUUUCAUCUCCAUAUUGCAUCAAGUUGGACGAAGAGGAAAUACAUGAAAAGGUACGUCAUGUGUCAUACAAUAAAGGCAAAUAUGACUCAUACAAUAAAUUUGAUAAAUUGUAUGGAUUAAAAGGUCUACGUACCUUCUUGGCCUUACCAAUACAAGUAUCACAUUCGUGGUCGCAACCUUGUUGUUCCGUAUCAGACAAGGUAAUGCGUGACUUUUUGCCCACAAUGAAAAAGUUACGUGUUUUGUCUAUGUCAAACUACCGGAACAUCACUGAGUUGCCUGACUCCAUUGGAAAUUUGAUAUACCUACGAUACUUAAAUCUCUCUUACACUGCGAUUGAAAAGUUGCCUUCUGCGACAUGCAAGCUUUACAAUAUGCAAACCUUGUUGUUGACCAAUUGCGCAAAUAUCACUGAAUUGCCUAAGGACAUGGGAAAUUUGGUGAAUCUAUGCCAUCUUGACAUUAGAGGCACUCUAUUGAAAGAGAUGCAUGUAGAAAUUACAAAACUACAAAAUCUUCAAACUUUGUCUAACUUUAUUGUCAACAAACAACAUGAUGGACUGAAGAUUGCACAACUGGGAAAAUUUCCCCAUCUACAAGGGAAUCUUAAUAUUUCAAAGCUACAAAAUGUUAUUGAUCCCUCUGAUGCUUUUCAUUCAAAUUUGAAGACGAAAGAACAAAUUGACCAGUUGGUACUACAAUGGGAUCCUCAAGGCACCACUACUCAAGGUUCACAAAUUCAAAGUUUGGUCAUAGAACAAUUGCGACCCUCAACAAAUUUGAAGAAUCUCCAUAUUUUAGGUUAUGGUGGAACCAACUUCCCAAAAUGGUUGGGAGAUUCAUCCUUUGGAAACAUGGUGAAUAUGAGCAUCGGUGGUUGUAAUCAUUGCACAUUACUGCCACCCCUUGGACAAUUACAUUGUCUGAAAGAACUCUGCAUUUAUUGGAUGGCAUCUAUAACGUAUGUUGGUGCUGAAUUCUAUGGACGUAACUGUCCUUCAUUUCAACCAUUUCCUUCCUUAGAGACUCUAGAAUUUGACGAUAUGCCAGAGUGGGAGGAAUGGAACUUAACUAUAGAGUUUCCUAGUCUAAAACGUCUGUUAGUGGAUAAAUGUCCAAAACUCAAAGGGAACAUACCAAGCACACUUCCAUCCUUAAUUGAACUUGAGUUAAUGGAAUGUGAUAUACUAUUGGAGGCAAGGCAUUCAGGUGAUAAUAGAAACCUUAUUAUAAGGCCAUCAGAUGUAUUUAGCCAUUUGUUGUUUCCUCUCAAUUGCCUCCAAAAAUUGACAUUAGUCCGGUUUCCCUCUUUGACUUCCUUCCCAAGAGACGGUCUACCCAAAACCUUACAAUCUCUAUCUCUAGAUUAUUGUGAGAAUCUUGAAUUCCUCCCUCAUCAAUCCUUGCACAAUUACACAUCACUUGAGCAAUUGUCAAUUGAAUACAGUUGUAACUCAAUGACGUCGUUUACCUUGGGCUCUCUUCCUGUGCUUGAAAAUUUAUAUAUUAAGGGUUGCAAAAAUCUAAAAUCAAUUUCCAUUGCAAAAGAUGCAUCACUGAGUCUCUCAUUGAUUCAAAGUAUCCAAAUACGAUGUUGCAAUGAACUGGAUUCAUUUUCCCCAGGUGGAUUGCCCACUCCUAACCUCAUUCGUUUCGGUGUGCACGAGUGUAACAAGCUUCACUCAUUACCAGAACCAAUGAGCACUCUUAUUGGCCUUCAAGAAUUGAGAGUUUUUAACCUUCCAAAUCUACAACAUUUUGCCAAUGAAGGUUUACCUAUCAAUUUAAGGAAAAUUUCUAUUGGGGGAAUUAUGUGGAAUAUAGAGUUUAGUUUGGAAAAUAUAACAUGUCUUUCUAUGAUUAAAAUGGAAAUGCCAUUACUACCCUCUUCUCUCACGUCGCUACACAUCUACCAACUUGAUUAUAUAGAAUGCUUGGAUGGAAAGUGGCUCCAACAUCUCACCUUUAUCCAAAACCUUCAGAUUUCAUACGCUCCGAAGCUCAAGUCAUUGCCAGAGGAAGGGUUGCCUUCCUCUCUUUCCGUACUGAGUAUUUCUGAUUGUCCAUUGCUUGAAGCAACUUGCCGGACAAAGCAAGGGAAAGAGUGGCGUAAGAUAGCUCAUAUUCCCUGCAUACUUAUCAACAACAAAAUGAUCACAUGAGUGUCUAGGGGCAGGUUUAUCUUACACUGGUUUUAUUUCCAGCAGAAAAGAAGAAACUUCCUCUAUAUGGAAGAGAUAUGGAUGUAAUUGAUGUUGUGAAGUUUGUAGUCAAGCAUGGAAGCAAUGUUCAUCAACUUAUCAUGUAAUAAUACUACUUUUUACAUGUAUUGGAUUAUUAGUAUUGAGAAAAAUGUAAGUCACACGUAGAAUAAAGACUGACAAAAGUUUAUAAAGAGAGGCAUCUCUCACCAUACAAACUGGUUUUGUAAUGAUGAGUUAGAUCUAAUAUAAAAAAUAUAAUAUGGUAUCAAAGCCUAUUGAUUCAGCCCACCUACUAUUUAUAUGGCAUUCACGAACCAAACCUAUUGAUUCGGGCCACCUACUACUUAUAUGGAAUUCAGACACCAAGCCUAAUAAUGCUAGACAUGAGGGGAUGUAUUGGAAAAAAUUGAAGUCUCACAUA
This is a messenger RNA of Cicer arietinum (chickpea), 4403 nucleotides long. RefSeq names its product putative disease resistance RPP13-like protein 1. The record is from RefSeq and is a predicted model, not a curated record. NCBI's taxonomy places the organism in Eukaryota, Viridiplantae, Streptophyta, Magnoliopsida, Fabales, Fabaceae. Gene Ontology annotation, molecular function: ADP binding.